UGGAAAUGGGUAUAUUAAUCAUUGUUUUCCAUUUUGGACAGAGCCUGGGUAGUUGUUUCACACUGCUUCCACUCUAUGCCAAGUUAAGCCAACUGUCUGCUGGCUGUAUGACAGACACAAGAGUGGUAUCCAUCCUCUCAUCUGACUUUUGGCAAGAAAAAAAUGUUGAGCUAUUCCUCUAUGGAUGUAUACUUUUUACAGUGUUUGCAGUGUACAUUCAAACUGAUACUCACAUCAGCUCAAGUUCAACAUCUACUGGGUGGAAGAGGAGUUAAUAUCAGGCGCAAGUGUAAACCAGUGGUCAGUCUCUAAUUUUGGCAAACUUCAAAUUCUCAGGAGCCAAAUGCAUGGAUGGGUACACUUCUACAGUCCAUGACACACGUUAAAGUUUCAGUUAGACACCUCCGACGUGGAAUUGUCCUCAAUUACCGGGUUAAAGUGUACUUUGACUCCCAGCAGAUAAACUAUGCCUUUGGCUGUCAUUAUAAAACUGAUAAGUGCCACUGUCUAGAGGGGUUUGCAUAGUGGCUUUGACUGGAGGUCAGUUCCUCUGCCAAUCCCCAGCCGCAGUCUUUAAGGCAGCACACUGGCCAAUUAAUCUUUGAUAUCUGCCAGAGGGUGACUCCUCCCCAACCCAAUUAAAGCCUUUUAUACAAGUGGCAUGGGACAACACAGCAGCCCCGCAGUAGAACAACAUCUCUCUUGAAUUUGACCUUCCACCAGCAUGAGGACUCUUCAAGAAAAAAUCAUCGUUCUUUCGGUUCUUCUGUCUUUGAUCUGUGUCGUUCAGGUCAACUCACUGCCUCUGCCUGAAGACUGGAAUGGUUUGAUCCGGCGGACCAAGCGAUCACUGCUGUGGCGCUGGAACAGCAUGAAGCCUGUUGGUGCCAGCUGCAGAGAUCACUUAGAGUGCGGCACUAAAUACUGCAGGAAAAAUAUCUGUUCCUUCUGGAUCUCCACCUAAAGAAGAGAUACACAAUCAUGAUUCUGUCGGGACGACUGCUGACAAAACAGACAUCUGCCUUAUGGAACCAAGCAACCUCCCUCAAAAUGAACCCAAAUUAUUACACUAUUCAAGUCAAAUAUUCUGACUUGAAUAUUUAAGACAUAUUGGAUCAUUAUCAGUGAAAGGAAUUUGAUCUGGCCUUGCACAGCAGCAAAACAAAGCUGUAAAAGUUGGAGUCACAUGAAGAGUAAAAUAGCUCCAUCUACAGUGAUAGGGAUUUUUAUUUUUUACCAUUUCAUUUCUUUACAAAUCUGGCAGAACAUCAGACAGGCUGUGUACAUCUGAGCAUGUUCUUAAUAAGAAAAUACAAAUAUUCACGCAAAGUUUUUGAGGUGCUCUGAGUUUAUUGGUUCAUGUUAUUUUUAUAUAUUUAUUUGUACAUAUUGUAAGCAAUGUUAAUAUUCAAAUAUACUUUACAUUUUUUAAGAGGUUGUAAAUUUUGUUUGUCUUUAACUGUAAAACAAAUUGAAAACAAAUUAAAAUAUUCCUCAUAGUUCCUUCUACUUUUUAAUGCAAUGGAAUAACCUGAAAAAACUUUUCUGUUGGUUGCUGAAAAAAAAAACUUAAAAAAAGACAUAUUUGGAACCCCCCAUAUUUUUAAUUAAAUGUAUUUCCCAGGUUCUCGGGUACAAUGAAAUGUUU
This is a messenger RNA of Seriola aureovittata, 1648 nucleotides long. RefSeq names its product liver-expressed antimicrobial peptide 2. Lineage: Eukaryota; Metazoa; Chordata; Actinopteri; Carangiformes; Carangidae. The transcript is spliced from 3 exons. Gene Ontology annotation, biological process: defense response to bacterium; antimicrobial humoral immune response mediated by antimicrobial peptide. The coding region runs from base 725 to 964 and encodes 79 amino acids. The record is from RefSeq and is a predicted model, not a curated record.